AUGGCAGACAAGACAACGGAGACGGUACCGAUACCGGGGCCCCCGGGACUGCCCCUCGUAGGCAAUGCUCUUGCGUUCGACUCGGAGCUGCCUCUUCGAACGUUCCAAGAGUUCGCUGAAGAAUACGGAGAGAUAUACCGCCUGACCCUUCCCACCGGGACCACUCUGGUUGUGAGCUCCCAGGCGCUCGUCCAUGAGCUAUGUGAUGACAAGAGAUUCAAAAAGCCCGUCGCGGCUGCCCUCGCCGAGGUUCGAAACGGCGUCAACGAUGGCCUCUUCACCGCUCGGGAAGAAGAGCCCAACUGGGGCAUCGCUCACCGGAUCCUGAUGCCUGCGUUUGGACCGGCCUCGAUCCAGGGCAUGUUCACCGAGAUGCACGAGAUUGCGUCGCAGCUGGCGCUCAAGUGGGCGCGCCACGGUCCGGACACGCCCAUCUUUGUAACAGAUGACUUCACACGCCUGACGCUCGACACUCUCGCCCUCUGCACCAUGAAUUUCCGCUUCAACUCGUACUACCACGACGAGCUGCAUCCGUUCAUCAACGCUAUGGGCAACUUCCUCACAGAGUCGGGUGCAAGGGCCAUGCGGCCGGCCAUCACCUCCAUCUUCCACCAGGCGGCGAACCGAAAGUACUGGGAGGAUAUCGAGGUUCUGCGGAAGACGGCCCAGGGAGUCCUGGAUACGCGAAGGAAGCACCCCACCAACCGGAAGGACCUCCUAUCCGCCAUGUUGGACGGCGUAGACGCAAAAACCGGCCAGAAACUGAGCGACUCGUCCAUCAUCGACAACCUCAUCACCUUCCUCAUUGCCGGUCACGAGACGACCUCGGGCUUGCUGAGCUUCGCCUUCUACCUCCUGAUCAAGCACCAGGAUGCGUACCGCAAGGCGCAAGAAGAGGUGGACAGGGUCAUAGGCAAGGGACCGAUCAAGGUCGAGCACAUCAAGAAGCUUCCUUACAUUGCCGCCGUCCUCCGCGAGACGCUGCGCCUCUGUCCCACGAUCCCAAUAAUCAAUCGAGCGGCCAAGCAGGACGAGGUGAUUGGGGGCAAGUAUGCCGUCGCAAAGGAUCAGAGGCUCGCUCUUCUCCUGGCUCAGUCUCACCUGGACCCCGCUGUCUAUGGAGAGACUGCGAAACAGUUCAUCCCGGAGCGGAUGCUGGACGAGAACUUUGAGCGCCUGAACAGGGAGUAUCCAGACUGUUGGAAGCCGUUCGGAACCGGCAUGCGGGCAUGCAUCGGCCGCCCGUUUGCCUGGCAGGAGGCGGUCCUCGUCAUGGCCAUGCUGUUGCAGAAUUUUGAUUUUGUCCUCCACGACCCCUACUACGAGCUGCAUUACAAGCAGACCCUCACAACCAAGCCCAAGGACUUCUACAUGCGGGCCAUUCUUCGAGACGGCCUGACGGCAACCGAGCUGGAGCACCGGCUCGCCGGGAACGCGGCCUCGGUCGCGCGGUCGGGCGGCGGCGGCGGCGGCCCCUCCAAGCCGACCGCACAGAAGACCUCUCCCGCCGAGGCCAAGCCGAUGAGCAUCUUUUACGGCUCCAACACGGGCACGUGCGAGAGCCUGGCCCAGCGCCUCGCGACCGACGCGGCGUCCCACGGGUACGCAGCCGCCGCCGUCGAGCCCCUGGACACGGCAACGGAGAAGCUGCCGACCGACCGGCCCGUGGUGAUCAUCACGGCCUCCUUUGAAGGUCAGCCGCCGGACAACGCGGCCAAGUUCUGUGGCUGGCUCAAGAACCUCGAGGGCGACGAGCUGAAGAACGUCUCUUACGCCGUCUUCGGCUGCGGGCACCAUGACUGGUCCCAGACCUUCCACCGCAUUCCCAAGCUCGUUCACCAGACGAUGAAGGCUCACGGCGCCUCGCCCAUCUGUGACGAGGGGUUGACGGACGUGGCCGAGGGGAACAUGUUUACCGACUUUGAGCAGUGGGAAGACGACGUGUUCUGGCCGGCCGUCAGGGCGCGGUACGGAGCCGCCGGGGCUGUGGCCGAGACCGAGGAUGCGCCGGGCUCCGACGGCCUCAACAUCCACUUCUCCAGCCCCCGGUCGUCCACCCUCCGCCAGGACGUCAGGGAGGCGACGGUCGUCGGGGAGGCGCUACUCACCGCUCCCGACGCCCCGCCAAAGAAGCAUAUCGAGGUCCAGCUUCCCGACGGCGCGACGUACAAGGUCGGGGACUAUCUCGCCGUGCUCCCCGUCAACUCCAAGGAGAGCAUCGGCCGCGUCAUGCGGAAAUUCCAGCUUUCCUGGGACUCGCACGUCACCAUUGCCUCCGACCGCUGGACCGCCCUGCCGACGGGCACGCCGGUUCCGGCGUACGAUGUGCUCGGGUCCUAUGUCGAGCUGUCACAGCCGGCGACGAAGAGGGGGAUCUUGCGGCUCGCCGAUGCCGCUGAAGACGAAGCCACUAAGGCGGAGCUCCAGAAGCUUGCGGGUGACUUGUACACCAGCGAGAUCAGCCUCAAGCGCGCCUCCGUCCUCGACCUCCUGGACCGCUUUCCUUCCAUCUCGCUUCCGUUCGGCACUUUCCUCUCCUUGCUCCCGCCCAUCCGCCCGAGGCAGUACUCGAUAUCCUCCUCGCCGCUCAACGACCCCUCGCGGGCAACGCUCACGUACUCGCUGCUCGACUCGCCGUCGCUGGCCAACCCGUCCCGACGGUUCGUGGGCGUUGCGACCUCGUAUCUCUCCUCCCUCGUCAGGGGCGACAAGCUCCUGGUCUCGGUACGGCCCACCCACACGGCGUUCCGGCUGCCGGACGAAGACAAGAUGGGCGAGACGGCCAUCAUCUGCGUCGGUGCCGGGUCCGGGCUCGCGCCGUUCCGGGGCUUCAUCCAAGAGCGCGCCGCGCUCCUCGCCAAGGGGACGCAGCUCGCCGCCGCGCUGCUCUUCUACGGCUGCCGCAGCCCGGAGAAGGACGAUCUCUACCGCGACGAGUUCGACAAGUGGCAGGAGUCGGGCGCGGUCGACGUCCGGCGGGCGUUCAGCCGCGUCGACUCGGACGACACGGAGGCGCGCGGGUGCAGGCACGUGCAGGACAGGCUGUGGCACGACCGGGAGGAGGUGAAGGCGUUGUGGGACCGCGGCGCCAGGGUGUACGUCUGCGGCUCGCGGCAGGUCGGAGAAGGGGUCAAGACGGCCAUGGGCAGAAUCGUGCUUGGUGAGGAGGACGCCGAGGACGCGAUCUCAAAGUGGUAUGAGACCGUUCGGAACGACCGGUAUGCCACAGAUGUCUUUGACUAA
This is a messenger RNA of Thermothelomyces thermophilus ATCC 42464, 3243 nucleotides long. RefSeq lists its product as uncharacterized. The record is from RefSeq and is a predicted model, not a curated record. The coding region runs from base 1 to 3243 and encodes 1080 amino acids. Gene Ontology annotation, molecular function: NADPH-hemoprotein reductase activity; heme binding; iron ion binding. NCBI's taxonomy places the organism in Eukaryota, Fungi, Ascomycota, Sordariomycetes, Sordariales, Chaetomiaceae. Gene Ontology annotation, cellular component: cytosol. The transcript is spliced from 5 exons.